This is a messenger RNA of Pleurotus ostreatus (oyster mushroom), 669 nucleotides long. RefSeq lists its product as uncharacterized. Lineage: Eukaryota; Fungi; Basidiomycota; Agaricomycetes; Agaricales; Pleurotaceae. The transcript is spliced from 7 exons. Bases 1 to 669 code for a protein of 222 amino acids. Gene Ontology annotation, cellular component: cytoplasm. The record is from RefSeq and is a predicted model, not a curated record.
AUGGAACAAAACCCCAAAGCUUUGUCCUUAGCAGCAAGGCUAGUCGCCCCAAACACUCGCUCCACUAGCAAACGCCACGAGGAGGAGGAAGACGACGACGAUGCCAUCUUCGACGAACUCGAGGCUGAAAUCGAGAACGACUCCAAUCCAGCGAUACGGGAGCAGGGCUUGGCUCUAUUGAAGCUGGAGUUGGAGAGGAAAAAGGAGAUGCAACAGAGUCGACACGGCGAGUAUACGGAGAUCACAGACGAGAAGGAAGUCAUUCGAGCGAGUGCGAAGGAGCAACGAUGCGUAAUCCACUUCUAUCAUAGCAAUUUCAAGCGUUGCGAAAUUAUGGACAAGCACCUUGCAAAACUCGCCCCGAAGUACUAUGGGACGCGAUUUAUGCGCGUAUUCGUUGAGAACGUUCCUUGGCUUGUGGAGAAGCUGGCUAUCAAGGUCCUGCCGUGCGUAAUAUGCUUCAUGGAUGGUGUCACCAAAGAUAGGUUGGUCGGCUUUGAAGAGCUCGGGAACAAUGAUAGCUUCGAUACAGCGCAACUAGAAUGGAGACUUUCACGCGCUGGUGUGAUACAAAAAGCGCCAACGAAUCAGAUAGAUCAGCUUUACAAGGUUUCGUCCACUUCACGAACGAAACAGGAUCAUGAAGAUGUCUUCGAUAUCGACGAUUAA